GUUUCUGUAAAAUUGAUGAAGACUAAUUGAUGUCAGAAGAUUAAAUUCAAAACUAAAAGAGAUUUCCAGCAAUCGUAAACAGACAUUUCGUUUAAACUGGCAUUUGGAAAGAUGUUGGCAGGUCGGUAACACCCACCAGGUCUUUUUGUUUUGGAGCGAGUGCACCCGGACUGGGACUAGGGAAGAAGACCAUGCCCUGCUCUGCUCGGGGAUCAGUGGCGUGUUGUGCAGGCGGUUCCCUUGGAAACUAAUUGUGACAGUGUUAUCAUCAAAACGCGAGUGUGCACGUGAUCUUACCCUGGAUCCUGCUUUCUAAUUGCAUUUUAAUUGUUGCUGCCUGGAACUGUUAUUAUCAAUAAGACAAUGAUCCCAGCCUCUGAAACACUUUUGAAGUUUAGCAAUCCACAUCUAAUUACUGUGCAUACUGGAGCACCGGCAUCCAAGGACCAUAAAAUAAGCCCUAAAAAAUGUACUCUUGGAGCAACUAAAGGAUCAGAAGAACACAAUAAACAGUCAAUAGAAUGCAUUUUAAAUGCAAUAUUACCUCCAAGACAAUGGAUGGAGGAUGGGAAUAUGUGGAUUCAAUAUAUAUCUACCGCCCCAGCCACACGAACAGACGUGAUAAAUUUGCAGGAUCAAUUGGAUCGGAAACUGCAACAAAGGCAAGCUCGGAUGACAGGAAUUUGCCCUGUUCGUCGGGAAUUAUAUGGACAAUGUCUUGACGAGCUCAUUAGACAGAUCACCAUCAACUGUCCAGAACGUGGAUUAUUGCUUCUUCGAAUUCGUAAUGAACUUCUCAUGACUCUUGAAACUCAUGAGACAUUGUAUGAAAGUAGUGUUGCGUUUGGUUUGAGGAAGGCUCUGCAAGGGGAUCUCGAAAAGAUUCAUCUCCGAAACCGUAUACAUGUACUAGAAAGAGAAAAAAGCGACCUUCAAAAGGAACUUAGUAAAAUUGAAGCUAAAUAUGAAGCAGCUGAGAAACGAGCUGUUGAGAGGAAAAUGUUAGAUGACAAGAGGCAUUCGGAAGAAGCAUUGGCCUUUAAAAAAACAAAUCAACAACUGAAGCUACAACUUGAAGGUGUCAUAACUUACAGAAGGUGA
This is a messenger RNA of Chiloscyllium plagiosum (whitespotted bambooshark), 1101 nucleotides long. The record is from RefSeq and is a predicted model, not a curated record. NCBI's taxonomy places the organism in Eukaryota, Metazoa, Chordata, Chondrichthyes, Orectolobiformes, Hemiscylliidae.